AUGCCCGCGCUCCGGGCGGAGGCGAAACUGUUCGUGCCCGGGAUCGGUUCGGUGACGCCCGAGCGCGCGCGAGGGCGCGGACGGGCGAACGAUUUGCAUGAACGGUCACGCGAUGCGUUCGACGACGACGACGACGACGCGUCGAGCGGACUCGAGCUCGGGAGCGAGGACGAGCGCGAGGCGAUGGUGCGAGAGAUCGAAUCGACCGUCGAUGGAGAGACGUCGAGCGCGAUGGAGGCGGUGGUGACCGCGGAGGCGCGCGGCGCGGCGGAUGCGGACGCGCGGGCGCCGUUGCUGGGAAAACACGUCCGGUUCGCGGAUGACGAUGACACGACGUACGGAUCGGAGGCGACGUCGCCGAGGAUUGACGACGGCGCGCGUGAGGCGCUGUUGGGGGAGAGGGGUGGGCGUUGGGGGGUGUACGGGGCGAUGGAGGGAGAGACAUCGAAUGGAGACGAAGCGCUCGGCCGCGACGUCGCGGUGGAUGAGACGAUGGAGAGUGAGAACGCGGGGCUGGUGCUGGAUGUGAGCGAAGACGCGAUGGGGAGCGCGGCGGGGGCGCCGCUUUUGGCGAGCUCGAGCGCGGGGAUGGAGUACGGCGCGAGCGAGGAGGCGGUUUCGCCAAAGGCGUGGAGCGACGCGCGCGUGCCGCUGCUACCGGUCGUCAAGGAGUCGACGUACGGCACGGCGUCGCCCAUUCGUCCGUCGACAAAGGCUGGAAACGUUCAGAGGGUGAAAGAGCUCAAAGUGCCGCCGCCAAUCGAUGUAGAGACGAUUGAGCUCGUGGAGCACGCGCGAGCUCGCGAACUUCAGCGCGUCGACAAGGCGGCACAGACUCCGUUGCUGUCGAAGACUUCGAACCAUAACGGCAAUAGUCUGACAGGUUAUGGCACGAUCGAUGAUCCGAUGGAGCGGGAUUGGCUUCGGGAGACGCUCUCGCGCAACACCGCGCCGUACGAACGCUUCGAGGAGCACGAGGAGGAGACGGGGAGAGAUGAAGAAAUGCUUCAGUGUUCAUACGAAGAUAACGAUGAGGAAGACGGUGAGGAAGGCAACCUAGAUGAUGUACUCGCGCCGUCGGCUCCACCCAUGGAGUAUUUCGAUUUCGUACAUGAGCGCGCACUCGUGGAUGAUCUUUGUUGCGUUGUUUGGACCGUCGCUCGCGAGCGACUUGAUUUGCUACAACCGCUGUUUCGCUUGCAAGGGUCUGGUGUGAUUGGCAGAAUUACGCUGGAACAUCUGAGACACAUAAUGGAGAAGCUCGAGCCGCAAAGGGCGACGCCGCGCGCGCUCGAUCGCCUCGAAGCGAUGCUAUGCGCGUGCGGUUACACAGAGGACGUCACGCUCUCUGAAUUCGUUCACGCGGCACACGCGGGCACUCUCGCGGCGACCCGGCUUACAACGGGUUCGGGUGUUCAUGAUGCGGCUAUUUUAUGCGGCUACCUCGAUGAGUUGAUGUCCAGAACGCCUGCAUCGGCGCAGACGGCGCUCAUGUUGGGCGGCAGCAGACACAAGGCGUGGCUCGAUCUUCCUCGCCUCUUGGCUAAAAAUCUUGAACCGGACCAACUGUGCUUGCUCAUCGCCGUACUUGACAACGCCGACGCGCUCACGUCGAGUGGUCGCUUCAUCGACGUCACCGCGUACCAGCACUGGCUUCGUCGCGCAGCAGCCGCGCUGCACUCAUCACCCUUGCCCCGUCCGCCAUUGGACGUCAACCCGGCGCCAUCCGCGCCGCUGGCGCCGGAGCCAACUGCCGAAGAAAGUGCCGCGCGUCGAUCCCGACGCGACCGCUUGGUUCGCCUGUGGGAAGAACGCGACGCUCGUCGUCGUGCCCGCGCAUGA
Molecule: messenger RNA, 1842 nt
Organism: Ostreococcus tauri
Lineage: Eukaryota; Viridiplantae; Chlorophyta; Mamiellophyceae; Mamiellales; Bathycoccaceae
Product: unnamed product
Exons: 1
Coding region: 1-1842 (613 amino acids)
Source: RefSeq, a predicted model, not a curated record